UUGGCAUUGGCAGUCUGGCAAUAUUCGGCACAGACGUCAAAAACGCGCUAAUUUAAAAGUCGGUGGCUUGCAAAUAGUUAUACAAAUUAUGGAGGACUUUGAGAAAAUUGAAAAGAUUGGUGAAGGUACAUAUGGAGUGGUGUACAAAGGACGCAACCGCCUGACGGGUCAGAUAGUGGCAAUGAAGAAAAUUCGCUUGGAAUCGGAUGACGAAGGCGUUCCAUCAACCGCAAUCAGAGAAAUUUCGUUGCUUAAGGAACUAAAACAUGAAAACAUUGUCUGCUUGGAGGAUGUUUUAAUGGAAGAAAAUCGCAUAUACUUGAUCUUUGAGUUCCUUUCUAUGGACCUAAAAAAAUAUAUGGAUUCCCUGCCAGCUGAUAAGCAUAUGGAAAGUGAAUUGGUUCGAAGCUAUUUGUACCAAAUAACCAGUGCCAUUUUAUUCUGUCAUCGUCGCCGAGUCCUUCACCGUGAUUUGAAGCCCCAGAAUUUGCUGAUUGACAAGAACGGCCUCAUAAAAGUCGCAGACUUUGGCCUUGGGCGAUCUUUUGGAAUUCCAGUGCGCGUUUAUACUCACGAGAUCGUAACUUUGUGGUACAGAGCUCCGGAGGUUUUAUUGGGCUCACCCCGCUAUUCCUGUCCAGUCGAUAUUUGGUCAAUUGGGUGCAUAUUCGCGGAAAUGGCAACGAGAAAACCUCUAUUUCAGGGUGAUUCGGAAAUUGACCAGUUAUUCAGAAUGUUUAGAAUUCUCAAAACACCAACCGAAGACAUUUGGCCAGGCGUUACUUCGCUUCCCGACUAUAAAAAUACGUUCCCCUGCUGGUCCACAAACCAAUUGACCAACCAGUUAAAGAAUCUCGAUGCGAACGGCAUUAAUCUUAUUCAAAGUAUGUUAAUUUACGAUCCUGUUCACCGCAUUUCCGCCAAGGAUAUUUUGGAGCAUCCAUAUUUCCAUGGCUUUCAAUCGGGUUUAGUACGAAAUUAACAUCAGCAUUCUGGUUUGACUUUAAUUAUCUUUAUAAACAAGAAACCUUGAAAUCUAAACUAAAGCUAAAUAGCCGUAAAAUAAAAAUAAGAG
Drosophila ficusphila is the source of this 1075-nucleotide messenger RNA. It is a transcript of the gene Cdk1, whose product is annotated as cyclin-dependent kinase 1. The record is from RefSeq and is a predicted model, not a curated record. The coding region runs from base 89 to 982 and encodes 297 amino acids. Gene Ontology annotation, molecular function: ATP binding; RNA polymerase II CTD heptapeptide repeat kinase activity; cyclin-dependent protein serine/threonine kinase activity. The transcript has 3 exons. Gene Ontology annotation, cellular component: nucleus. NCBI's taxonomy places the organism in Eukaryota, Metazoa, Arthropoda, Insecta, Diptera, Drosophilidae. Gene Ontology annotation, biological process: G2/M transition of mitotic cell cycle; protein phosphorylation; mitotic G2 DNA damage checkpoint signaling.